AUGCUAGCAUCUAUCGUCCGAUGGGCCGUCUUGUGUACCGUAUCCUGGGGUUGUUGGAGCGUUGUACGUCGGUUCAUGGUGGGAACCGCUCUUGACAACAUUCCUGGGCCUCCCUCUCUUUCCUUCUUCAAAGGCAACCUUUCGCAAUUGUUCAACACUCAUGGUUGGGAGUUCCAUAAAGCCAUUGCGGCCAAGUAUGGGAGCGUCAUCAAGCUCAAGGCCCUCUUUGGUGAAAACCAACUAUACGUAUUCGAUCCGAAGGCGUUACAUCACAUUGUAGUCAAGGAUCAACAUAUCUACGAGGAAACAACGCCAUUCAUUGAGUGA
Molecule: messenger RNA, 327 nt
Organism: Laccaria bicolor S238N-H82
Lineage: Eukaryota; Fungi; Basidiomycota; Agaricomycetes; Agaricales; Hydnangiaceae
Exons: 5
Coding region: 1-327 (108 amino acids)
Molecular function (GO): monooxygenase activity; iron ion binding; oxidoreductase activity, acting on paired donors, with incorporation or reduction of molecular oxygen
Source: RefSeq, a predicted model, not a curated record